This is a messenger RNA of Amphiprion ocellaris (clown anemonefish), 1563 nucleotides long. It is a transcript of the gene mtg2, whose product is annotated as mitochondrial ribosome-associated GTPase 2. Gene Ontology annotation, molecular function: GTPase activity; GTP binding; magnesium ion binding. The record is from RefSeq and is a predicted model, not a curated record. The coding region runs from base 207 to 1469 and encodes 420 amino acids. NCBI's taxonomy places the organism in Eukaryota, Metazoa, Chordata, Actinopteri, Pomacentridae. Gene Ontology annotation, cellular component: mitochondrion. The transcript is spliced from 6 exons.
UUGCGAUUCUUGUAGUCUGUAAACAUGCGGUGGGCAGUUGCUGUGUUAUUGAACAUGUCGGGCAAUUUUACAAGGAAUCUAUAUCAUUCGUGAAUUGACAUUAUGAUUUUACCAUUUAUUUAUCUCUCUGUCUAGUAAGUCUAGGUGAUACCAUGGUAACACUGACAACCGGUUGCUAGUUUACAUUGAUAACUAAUAGCUACCUGAUGAAGGGCACAAUGCUGACGGCGUUGUCGAGGCUUAAAACUCCUCGAUUCUCCUCCUCCGACAUGGUUUUAAGAUGCUUUUUAGCAAAAGAGGCUUUACAUGUCGAGUUGAGGUUUUUCGGUGUCGGUUUCUCUCCUGUGUGGAGACGAACGGCGGUUGGUGUCAGAAAUGUUAGCACCUCCUCGACCCUGUACGACAAAAGCCGAGGAAACCCGAAGAAGAAAGAGAUGUCUGAAAAGAAGCUGACCCGUCACUUUGUAGACCGUCGGCGUGUGAAGCUGGUGGCUGGUUCGGGUGGAAAGGGGGCCUCCAGCUUUCACAGUGAGCCUCGAAAAGAGUGGGGUGGACCUGACGGAGGGAAUGGAGGCGAUGGAGGAAGCAUCAUUAUCAAGGCUGACCGCUUUGUCAAAUCAUUGGCACAAGUGGUUCCUGUUUACAAGGGAGAAGAUGGACAAUCAGGAAGAAGCAAGAACUGUUAUGGCCGGAACGGCAGCCCAAAAUACAUUUGUGUGCCAUUAGGAACUGUGGUAAAGGAGCAGGGCAAAAUGGUAGUAGACCUUGCCGUGCAUGGACAGGAGUACCUGGCUGUGUUUGGAGGAGCUGGAGGGAAGGGGAAUCGAUUCUUUCUGUCAAAUGAGAACCGUGCUCCAAUGACAGCAACCCCAGGAACACCAGGCCAGGAGCGGGUCCUUCAGCUAGAGCUACGCACCAUGGCCCAUGCUGGACUGGUUGGCUUUCCAAAUGCUGGGAAAUCCUCAUUGUUGAGAGCCAUCUCCAAUGCCAGGCCUGCUGUAGCUGCUUACCCUUUUACAACACUCAACCCACAUGUAGGAAUUGUCAAGUACCGGGAUCACGAGCAAGUUGCAGUUGCUGACAUCCCAGGUAUCAUCCGAGGGGCCCAUUUAAAUCGAGGCUUGGGCAUCUCCUUCUUGCGUCACAUAGAGCGUUGUCGUUUCCUUCUCUUUGUUCUGGAUCUUUCGGCACCAGAGCCCUGGACACAUCUCCAACACUUGCGUUUUGAACUGGACCAGUAUGAGCCUGGUCUAUCCCAGCGGCCUCAGGCUAUCAUAGCCAACAAAAUGGAUUUACCUGAGGCUCUGGAGAAGUUAGAAAUUCUGAAAAGCUACGUCACCCAGAGGAUCAUCCCGGUGUCAGCUCUGACAGGACAAAACACAGAGGAGCUCAUUCUCCACCUGAGGGAGUUGUACGAUGGCUACCUCCAAGGGGACGGUAGUGGGGAAGGCAAACCCACCAGGUGGUAGGAAAAACUGUCACAGAUAUGUUGAUGAUAUGUAUUUACACUGGACGAUACAGAAUGUAUGUCAAUUGCUUAAUAAAUAUAUACACAAAACAUAA